UUGCGGAAGAAAACCAAUGUUUUCAUACUUUGUACCCUCUGUACACAUCUCCAAAAAAAUUCCCUGUGGUCUUUUGCUUUACAUUGGAUCAUAGCUCUUUUAUCGAAAACUGAUCAUGUCAGCGGUCGUCCACGUUCUGAUACCCAUCGCGCUUUGCGUAACGCUAGCAAACACUGACAUCUUCGACAAAGUUUUGGUGGAUGUCAGUUAUGAUCACUACGCGGAGAAAAAGGUUGACGACCUUCCUGCCUUCUUGGCCAUGCCGUUCAACUGUCUUAUAAACGUAGGAUACAUAUUAUUGGGUAUCUACUGGCUCUUUCAACGGCUAUCAGACUGUAAAGACAGUCGUCCAGCCACCUACACCAAAGACGUUUUCGCGCUAAUGGCAGUCGUGUACGGACCUGUGCAGUGGGUCCGUUUGGCCACCUUGCGGCGCGCGCCCUCUGUUUUGGACCAGUGGUUCACUUUACCUAUUUUUGCGUGGGUACUGGUGUGGUGUAACGUCAUUGUCAACGGCUGGUCGUCUCGAUACGCCUUAAUGGUUGAAAGCUGUUCUUUCCUCAGCUAUGGACUGGCGCUCUGUCAUGACCGCGGAUUUGAAGUUGCGCUGGGUUGUCACAUUGCCUUCGCCGUCUACAAAGGCGUCCGUGCGCAGAUGAGCCACGGAGAUAAGAUGUCUAUGCGCUACCUUUUGUUGGCCGUGCUGUCCUGUUGUGGUUUUGUGGCUCUGAAGCUCCUGGAUCAUACUCUUGCAGAAUACUGGAUGUUUCAAAAUCUCACAGGACAUUUCUGGUCCAAAGUUUGUGAUAUUCUGCAGUUCCAUUACAGCUUUUGUUUUCUCACGCGCCUCAGUGAAAGUGCACAUAAACGCUCGUUAUAGAUGCUCAUAAACGACAUUUGAAUGAAUGUGGACUCAACUGAAUAAUGAAACAAUGCAUAUAUUUCUAUACAUUUACAAACCAUAAGAAAAUGCAUUACUUGGCUCUUUUUCUUUUCUUUUUUUUUUUUUUUUUUUUUUUUUGUCAACAGUAUGAAUAAAUAAAAAAACACUGAUCAGAUUCUUAAAGGAAUAUUUUCAAUACAAGUUAAGCUUAAUCAACAGAAUUUGUGGCAUAAUGCUGAUUACCACAAAAAUGUAUUUAGACUUUUCCCUCCUUUUCUUAACAAAUAGAAAAUAAAAUCUGGGUUACAGUGUGUCAUUUAUAAUGGAAGUCAAUGGAAGUCAGUCUGUAAACUUUAAAAUACUCACUGUUUCAAAAGUAUAGCCACAUAACGUAAACAAUAAGCAUGUUAACGUGAUUUUAGUGUAAUAAAACCACUUACCUUUUCUGUGUAAAUUUAUAGCCAAUUUUACAACUUUGUUGCCAUGAUGACAUAACACCGCAAACCCUAAAUGACUUUCAAGUUCAGCCCAUAUGGAUGUUAAUAUUUGAACUCGUGAAUCCAGGGGUGGUAGUCAGCGUCAAUACUCGCUGACCUACCCAGGCCCCCCAAGGACAUGCUUAUUAAUGUUAUGCCUUCACUCAAACCCCUUAUCUAAACCUAACCGAUCAGUAGAAUGUGUAAACCUGACAGGAAGCUGUUAUUUGUGACAGAAGCUGUAGCGAAGGUCAUACGAAUUCAUGCAAGUGCAGUCGUAGGAUAUCAUACGAAUUAGCCAAAUUUAGAAAAGUCGUACGAAUCCUUAUGUUUUCACUAUGAGAGUGUGUUGGAAAUUGUCUGUUACCAGUCAUGAGUUCUUGUACAGUAAUUGUCCACUACUCUUUGUACACUGAAUAAAAUGUCCAAACAAUACACUUCAGUUUUAUUAAAAAAUCCA
Molecule: messenger RNA, 1819 nt
Organism: Myxocyprinus asiaticus (Chinese sucker)
Lineage: Eukaryota; Metazoa; Chordata; Actinopteri; Cypriniformes; Catostomidae
Gene: tmem187
Product: transmembrane protein 187
Exons: 1
Coding region: 116-880 (254 amino acids)
Cellular component (GO): transport vesicle
Source: RefSeq, a predicted model, not a curated record